AUGCAAAGAAAUUUUUCUCUACCUUAAAUUGGUCUUCAAUUUAGUAAUAAAAAAGAUAACUAAUCCAAUUCUGCUAAUCCUUCCCCUUACUUUUCUCAUAGGAAGGUAUACAGUGGUAAUUAUUCACAAUCAUAAUUAGAUUCUACUAAUAGUGAAUCUAAAUAAUAAAAUUCAUACUACUCACCUUUUAAAUCUGUAAAGUUUUAGUCUAGCAGUGAAAGAUAUCUUCCUAAGAUUUAACAAAAGAGUAUAUAGGAAAUGUAACAAUAAAUAUAGCAAUAGGAUUUGAAGAUUUAGUAUUAAACGUAGAGGUUAGAUGAAAUUACUACAAUCCUUCUUGAAGAUAAUAACUUAAUUAUUUAACCAAAAUUUUUUGAAAAGAAAGGUAGUAUGUGUACUACAGAGCUAUGGUCAGGUAGUUAAAAGAAAGAGUUUCUUGUUUUUUCAUAGUAAGAUGUAACAACUAAUUCAAGUGGUAAAAAGAAAUUGAAGGUAAAAAGAAUAUCUUCUUAAAAUCGCAAAGGAAGUCUCCCAGAAGUUGAAAAGCUACUAGCAAAUAUAUACCGCCCAGAUAAGCUGUAAAAAUAAGCUGAGGUCAACAGAAUAUUAGAAGAUCUUAAAUAAGGUGUACAAAUUACUAAGCAAUCAAUUGAAGAUUAAAUUAAACACUAUGAAAAUAGAACACCUUUGGAUAUAAAAGUUAGAUUACUAUAGAAAAAAAAGACAAUGAUUUUUGAUGGGGAAGAAAAUUUAGAAGAUGAUAAUAACGCAAAUUAGAAAUAAAACUCAGACUCAGAAGAAGCAAGAAGCUCAAGUUUAAGAAAUAUUCCUUUAUCUGCAUAAUUUACUCAGGGUGAUUAAGGAUAUUAAUAUGAAAUCUAAGAAGUAGAAGAUGAACGUUUAGAAAGUAGCCCUAUGAAUGCCCAAGAUUUUGCUAAGAUAUUAAAUUAUACCAAUAAUAAGGAUUCUAUCAGAUAAAGUAAUGAAGACCUUGCAGAUGAUUAUAUUUUAGAAUAAAAAGAUAUAUCUCGAUACAGUGAUAAAAAAGAUUAAAAAUUAAAUUAAAUUAAUUUAUUUAAUACAAAAUCUAGCAGUGAUAUCAGCUAAGAUAGUUUAAAGGCUAAUGUUAGCCAUUAAGGCAUCUUAAAAAAGAGAAAUGUUUCUAUGCCAAAAUCAUUAAAUUAAGAAAGUAUCAAUAGAUCGAGAAAUAUUAAUUCGGUUAAUAAGAAAACAGAGUUAAUAUAAUUGAAUUUAUCAAAAAAGAAUUCUGAUAGAGACAUAUAAUCUCUUAAUAAUAUCCCUAAUAUUAAUAACUAAAAUUCUGAUAGCGAUGACGACAAUGAAUCACUCUCUGACAGAAACAUGGAAAAUACAACAACUCUCUAAGAUCAAAUAAAUUAUGAGUAAAUCUUAAAAAAUACUAAAAAUCCAGAACUAAAUGGGUAUGUUAACUGUAUUAGAAACGUAAUUGAAGAAUGCAAUCAAUCUUUGGAAUCUAACACAAUCCUAACAAAAUAAAUAAAGAAACACACUUAUAAACUUAAUAAUAGACAUAAAAACUUUAAAUCUGUGUCUAAUUUAGAAAAAAGAAUAGAAAGUUCUACCAUAUUUUGA
Molecule: messenger RNA, 1614 nt
Organism: Tetrahymena thermophila SB210
Lineage: Eukaryota; Ciliophora; Oligohymenophorea; Hymenostomatida; Tetrahymenidae
Exons: 2
Source: RefSeq, a predicted model, not a curated record